Cucumis melo (muskmelon) is the source of this 2360-nucleotide messenger RNA. Its product is annotated as heat stress transcription factor B-2b-like. The record is from RefSeq and is a predicted model, not a curated record. Gene Ontology annotation, molecular function: RNA polymerase II cis-regulatory region sequence-specific DNA binding; DNA-binding transcription factor activity. Gene Ontology annotation, cellular component: nucleus. Lineage: Eukaryota; Viridiplantae; Streptophyta; Magnoliopsida; Cucurbitales; Cucurbitaceae. The coding region runs from base 1142 to 2035 and encodes 297 amino acids. Gene Ontology annotation, biological process: regulation of transcription by RNA polymerase II. The transcript has 2 exons.
UGAGCAUAUUUUGUGGGUGAAUGUGAUGAAAGCUUGACUUUGGUGAAUAUAGAGGACGAGAAAAUGAGGAACUUAAUUGAUAAGUCUUCAAUAUGGACAAAUAUGUUUCAUUGUUCCUCUUCUGUAGUCCUUUUCUUUCUUUCUUUCUUUCUUUCACAUUUUAAAAUUACAUCCUUUUUUUUAACCAUUUCUUUCUUGAUUUUAUUUUUUGUUUAAGAUUAUGGUCAUCUUUUGAAAUUGGACUGGAUUUCACCAUGUUGAUACUUUCCCUUCACGUUUUGCUUUAUAUUUUAUUUCAAAUUUCUAAAAAAAAAAAAAAAACUUUGAAUUCUUCAUUUUUAUAAAUUAAAAGAAAAUGGAGGAAAUAAUGUGAAAUUGAUUUUCAUACACUCAUAUCACGUGUUCAAAGGGAACUUUGAAUAAUAUUUAGUUCCGUGAAAUUACUGAAAAGGGUAUUCUCUAUUUGAAAAUUUAUUUUAACUUUUGAACUUACUUUUCAUUUGUCUUAUUGUUAUUAUUUUAUUUUUUUUAUGAAUGAUGAUUUAAAUAAAGAAAAAUUGUUUCACAAAAACUAACCACCAUUAUUUGUGAUGAAAAUGAUAUAUAAACAUUUUUGGGAUUGAUUUUUGCCCAGCACCCUAACAAAAAUCACUACCAAUAAUCCUUCAAAAGUAAAUUACUUUUAUUUACAUGAAAAGAAAAAACAGGAGAGAGAGCCUUCAAUAAUUUCAAAAUAAACAACCCCUUGAGCUUAUGAUACCUUUUGAGAAUAGAGAAAAAAGAAAAAGAAAAAAAAGAAUAAUGAAAUAAUCUAUGUGGCUGCCUACGUGGAAUGAUUUGGAUUUCGGGGUAACCUCAUAGAAUGAAGUGGUGGGUGACAGCUUAAAAUAACGAUAAAAUAAAAUAAAUUUUUUUAAAAAAAGAAAAAGUUAGCCUUUCGAGGAAGUUUCUCAAAUCGCAGCACUUUAUCAAAGGAAAUAAAAUCUUCUCUUCUUCCUCUUCUUCCACGAACCUUCUAGAAUUGAAAUUCCCAGUGCCGUUCCCGGAAAAUUCUCACAACUAUUCUUCCAAAACUCACUCAUCGAAGCUUCCUUUAGGGUUUGGGAGUUCCGUCCCAUCAUUACGGGAUCUGAUUUGCUUCAUGCUUGUGGCUCCUCUCAUGGAGGAGCCGACCACCAAGUCGACAACUACUGGAAACGAUUCCUACAGAUCUGUUCCCACUCCUUUCUUGACCAAGACGUAUCAGCUUGUCGACGACGAGUCAAUCGACCAUGUCAUUUCAUGGAACGACGACGGAUCUACCUUCAUCGUUUGGAACACCAUGGCUUUCGCUAAAGAUUUUCUUCCAAAGUAUUUCAAACAUAAUAACUUCACCAGCUUUCUCCGUCAGCUCAAUACUUAUGGAUUUAGAAAGGUUGUAUCGGAUCGUUGGGAGUUCGCGAACGAGUGCUUUCGCAAAGGCAAGAAACAGCUUCUUUGUGAGAUUCAGCGUCGGAAAUUGGCCGGUCCGGUUCCGUCCUCUGCUUCUAACGCGGCUGUUGUGACAACCGUUGGUGCUUCAGCAAUUCCGUCUGUCCAACUAUUGCCAUUGACGGGAAAUUCUUCAGGUGAAGAACAAGUGAUUUCGUCUGAUGAGACUCCAACGAGAGCUCUCGCAGAGCUGAUUGAUGAGAACGAUCGGCUGAGAAGAGAGAAAGUUCAGCUCACGGAACAAUUGGUUGAGGUGAAAUCUUUGUGCAAUAACAUCUUCUCGUUGAUGUCGAGCUUCGUUGAAAGUCAAUUCAAGAGCAGUUUCAAAGUGAGGGAGAGCGUUUUGGCAUCGGCAAAAUCGCUCGAUCUUUUCCCGGUGAAGCGGCCAGCCGGUGAAGAGGAAAGGGCGGAGGUGAAGGAGGAGGAGACGAAUCAGAUCGGCGUGAAGCGAGCGAGGGAAUAUAGGGAGGGGGCGACGGAGACGGCGGAGAAUGAUACUACUCUGCGGCUUCAACCACCGGAUAGAUGGGUAGUCAAAUCAGAGAGGAUAAAUUGUCAAAAAUAAAGUUGAUGAGGAGAAGACGUGGCAUAAUAUCAGGUCCACCAGUGAGAGAAUGAUCAAAUGGAUCUGUAUUGAACGGUUAGGAUAAAGUAUGGACUUUUUACGAGAUUCUUGUUGAAGUAAUGAGCGAUGCAGGGAAUCAUCUCCCCCCCAAAGGUGGGAAAUAUGGCACGUUUGACGUGUGCCACCAUUUUAGGGGGCAAAUUAAGGAAGUUUCAAUGCAUAUUCCCCCCUUUACCAUUUCUCUUUUUAUAAAAAGCAAAUAUAUAUAUAGAUGAAACUGCAAAAAGAAAUCAGCAAAGCAAGCAUGGGAACAAAAUUAUCUCCA